Apis cerana (Asiatic honeybee) is the source of this 7532-nucleotide messenger RNA. It is a transcript of the gene Asap, whose product is annotated as ArfGAP domain of ASAP. Gene Ontology annotation, molecular function: protein binding; GTPase activator activity. NCBI's taxonomy places the organism in Eukaryota, Metazoa, Arthropoda, Insecta, Hymenoptera, Apidae. Gene Ontology annotation, cellular component: cytoplasm. The record is from RefSeq and is a predicted model, not a curated record. Gene Ontology annotation, biological process: positive regulation of GTPase activity.
AAAAAUUUAAUUUAUAUUUUGAACUUGCAUAUUUGAAAAAUAUAUAUUUACAAUAAUUAUUAAUAAUGGAAUAAGGAUAAAAGACUUCGAUUCAAUUCUGCAAUUCAUUUAAAAUUUUUAAUCAUUUUAAUCAAAAUCGUGAAAAAUAUAUAAUUUUUAUCUUCAUGUCUAUAUAAGAAAUUCAAUCUAUUUAAACCUCUAAUCAAGCAACAUUGGUAUAUCUACAAUACCUACAAUAAGAAGUCCUCCAGUGCAAUAAGCAUUAAAUGGUCACCUUCAACGUAUGCACAUUCGACUUGAAUCACGUAAUCAUAUGUCUAUCUACUAUAAAAAGUGACAAUAAAAGAGCUGAUCUCACUAUGUAGCCUAUUCAUAUAGAUCUUUUCUUUUCAAUCAUUUUCGUGAAUAUAAAAUAUGAAAAAUAACACGAAUGAAAAUUUAAUUUAAUAUAUUAAUGUAAGUAAAUGAAAAAUUAUAUUGCAUAUGAAAAUCUAUACAAAUAUAUAGAUUCAGAAUAAUAAUGAAAAUUAUUUAUUGUAUAUUUUUAUUUUAAUUAAUUUAAUUUAAUCCAUUUUUAUUAAUCAAAUGUAUAAUUAAAAAUAAAAUGAAAGAAUAAAAGUUAUAUGACAAUACGUAUCUUUGAUGAAAUAAAAUGAAUGAUGUAAGCAAUGCAAGUUUUAUAAUACAGUAAUACAAUAUAACUGAUCUGUUAUCACUAAUUAUAAUAAAACAUCUCACAACGAGUAUUUUGAUUUCUUUGAUAUCGUCAUUUUUAAUUCCAUUUUUGUUUCAAAGAUAGAUACAAAUCAUUUACAAAAAUUUUCAUUCAAAAUACUUCUUCUUUAUCUUCAAUUCAAUAUUUCAAAAAAAAUUCACAAUAUCAUGCAAGCUUUUUUUGUUAGAAGAACAUUUCAUCUUCGUUUCAUUAGACUUUAUCCAAGAAAAUAUGAAAUAGGAACACUCUAAAUUUGGCUUCUAUCAUGUUUCAAAUCUACCCUAACAAUUUUUAUUUCUAAUCGUGUGACACAUCUCUUGCGAUUCAUCUCUCGUUCUAUAUCAGAACAACGUAUUCUAUAGUAUCUAACUAUUUAUUUUACAUAUAUAAAUAAUUGUAAUUAAAAUAAUGUGAUAAAAAUAAUUACAUUUCUAUCUCGAUAAAUUAUAAUAUUAAUUUCAUCAAAAAAUAUUUUCAUGCUCUCAACAGUCAAAAAAUAUGAAAUCCGUCAUUUUCUUCGAUAUAAAAAGAAUCACACGGUAAUCAUAAACUUUAAAAAAACUCCUCUUCUUCAAAAAAAACGGCCCAUAAACUCGCCAAAGAAUUCCAUAUUUUUUCGUUCGAAAAAGAAUAUAGUCUCGUAGUAGGUUCGUAACGAAAGAGUUAAACACUCUUCCUCCGUCACGGAACUCGCCUAACCCAGUAUCAUCGUCUUCUUCGUUUACUCUUGACCCUGAGCGAGCUGUGUAAGUCACCCACUUUCCCGCUUUAGCGGCGCGACUUACGACACAAGCGCGCGCGCGAUCAAAAUUUACGUUCCACGCGGCUAUUUUCAACUCGCCGCGACCGCAGUCUAUUCUCGUUUGCGACGUGCUACGGAAGGAAGCGACGAUCUUCCGUUCCUAUUCCGGCUCAUUCUUCCAACGUUUCCCCCGUUUCUUGCCGAGAAACGGCCGCUGUUUUCGCGCUUUCCACGCUCGAUUUCGUAAUCCUCGAUCUCCGUAUGCCGGGGAACGUCGGCGACGAGAAGUCGGGCAGCACGAUGACGACUUUCAUCGCGACGAUGAAACGCUUCUUCGACUUGCCCUAUCUAGUUGCAGGAAGCAUGUUGCGUGUGCUUACCCUCAAAGACGGUAGAGGAAUGCCGACGCUGGACUUCGACAGAGAUGGAUUGACGAAGCUGAAGAAAGCGAUCAAAGCCAUUCACAAUUCUGGAAACGCUCACGUCGAUAACGAGGUUUAUCUUGGAAGGGCGUUGGAAAGGCUUGGAGAUGCCGCCUUGAAAGAACAGGAACCGGAUAUCGGUGCUGCCUUUUUGAAAUUUGCGGUCGUCACAAAAGAAUUGAGUGCUCUGAUGAAAACUCUGAUGCAGAAUAUUAACAACAUCGUUAUGUUUCCCCUGGAUUCGGUGCUGAAAGGGGAUCUACGAGGUGUGAAAGGUGACUUGAAAAGGCCGUUCGAAAAGGCGUGGAAGGAUUACGAGGCUAAAUACGCGAAAAUCGAGAAGGAAAAGAAGCAACACGCAAAAGAGGCUGGCCUCAUUCGGACGGAAGUGACGCCGGCUGAGAUCGCCGACGAGAUGGAGAAAGAGAGAAGAUUGUUUCAAUUGCAAAUGUGCGAGUAUCUUAUAAAAGUGAAUGAAAUCAAAACAAAGAAAGGAAUUGAACUGCUACAGCAUCUAGUCGAAUAUUAUCAUGCACAAACCAAUUAUUUUCAAGACGGCCUAAAAACUAUUGAACACUUUGGUUCAUAUGUAGCAGAUCUCAGUGUAAAAUUACAAAAGAUCAGACAAACACAAGACGAGGAAAGAAGACGAUUAACAGAACUGAGAAAUCUCCUUAGAAGCUCAGGUUGCGACAAAGAGUUAAACGUAAAUGCGAAUGCAGGAUAUUCGCUUCAUCAAUUGCAAGGAGAUAAACAGCAUGGUGUUACAAGAUCCGGUCAUUUGUUGAAGAAAAGCGAGGGAAAAAUGAGAAGAGUUUGGCAAAAGAGACGGUGUGCUGUUCAAGCCGAAGGUUAUUUGGACAUUUGUCACGCGGACGAGAAUAAGCCACCAACGAGAGUGAAUUUAUUAACUUGUCAAAUCAAGCUAGUACCGGAUGAUAAACGAGGUUUCGAUUUAAUUAGUUACAACAGAACGUAUCACUUUCAAGCGGAAGACGAAGCUGAUCAACGAGCAUGGAUGUCCGUUUUAGUAAACUGUAAGGAACGUGCUUUGCUUCGAGCAUUCGACGCAAGUGGUAAAGCUGAAGCUGGUACAGGAAAUCCAAGUUUAGUUGAACUUCAACAGGCUGUUAUACGAUGUGUCAUGAGGUUACCUGGAAACGAUCAAUGCUGUGACUGUUCUUCGCAAAAUGAUGCUACAUGGCUCUCUACAAAUUUUGGCAUAAUCGUGUGUAUAGAAUGCAGUGGAAUUCACCGUGAUUUAGGAGUGCAUAUAUCUAGAAUACAAUCCUUGACAUUGGAUAAUGUAGGCACUGCUCAACUACUUCUUGCACGACAUAUGACUAAUCAAGCGUUUAACGAAGUAAUGGAAGCUACAUUGCAUCAUAAUCAUAAACCAACACCAACUUCCACGAUGGAAGAAAGAUAUGAAUUUAUAAGAGCUAAAUAUGUGGAUAAACGAUACGUGAUGAACACUUGCGCAGAUGAAAGAGAUCUCCUUUCUGAUUUAGAACAUGCGGUUAAUAAUCGUGAUCUGCAACAACUUUUACAAGUUUAUGCAGAAAAUGUAGAUUUAGCAGCACCAUUACCAACAUCGGAUCUGGGUGAAACAGCAUUGCAUUUAGCAAUCUUACGUGAGAUGGGAAACAGCUUACAUAUUAUAGAUUUCUUAGUACAGAAUAUGUCGACAGGUGGUAUAGACAGGAGCACUAUCGACGGAGAAACAGCCUUACAUCUUUGCGCAAGACACGAUAGAGCAGAAGCAAUGAAACUCUUGCUACGAGCAGGUGCUGAUCCAACACAUCGAAAUAAGCAGGAUAAAACUCCGCUUGAUAUUGCACAGGAAAUGGGACACCACACUUGUAAAGAACUGUUGAGUCAUGCUCUACAAAGACAAAAGACAUUGUUUGACAAUGUUAAUAUCGACUGGAAUCUCUCGCAUGACGAAGGAUCUACUGAUUUUUCUGAUGAUGAAACAAUAAUAGAAGAUAGGAAUGGUUGUUUAACACCUGAGAAGAAAUCUCGUAGUAGGCCACCUUCUUAUGUGGGUGGCGGUGGUAGUAGUGGUGGUGCUGGAUCAGGAGAUUCGCCAGUGACUUUACGUAGUCGAAGUAGUACGUGUGACAGUUUGCAAAGUGGUUCUUCUCCAAGUUCUUCAACGAAUAGACAACAAAUGCCUCCACCACCGCCACCUCAAUCAAGGAAACCUGUUGCUGUACCUACACCCAUGGCUCCAGAUAUUUCGGUCAAUAUUCAUGGAUCAUUGAAGAAGCGUGUAGCGCCCCCACCACCACCGGCUGGAAGUACAGGUGGUAUACCUUCUUCUCAUUAUGGUACACUACCUUCGUCCGCGUCCUUAGCAGCGUCAACGCAUAGCCGUACAACGAGCGAACCUAUCUUAGCUGGGCAUUCUUUACAUACUCUACCACAUGCGUUAAAUACAUUAAACAGUCAACAUCAUAAAAGAUCGCCCAGUGGAGAUUCUUCAACGGGACAUGGUGCGUUUAAAAAUUCACGCAAACUUUUCUACGAAUUGUCGCCUAGUUCGGAUAAAUUUAGAAUCUUCCGAUUAUUUUUGUUUUCGAAAUUUAUUUGGUUUUGUCUGUUAUUAGGUGCAGACAAAGUAAAUAGCUCAACACUUCAAAGACCAAGGAAUCCUCCUCCCCCAGCUCCAUCUAGUAUCAAUUCUUCAAGAUUGAGUAAUGGACGUAGCAGCGAAUCGUUGAGUUCUAUGUGUUCGGAUCAUGGUUUGGGUAAUCCUAUUCCACCUCCACGUAAGCGAAGGGACCGGGCCAGACUAGAGAGCUACGCAGAGGAGCCUUCAUCUUUGCUCCCAAAUCUGAAUCUGCCAACUUCAUCGACCUUAAGCGGAUUACGACGCUGUCGAGCAUUGUAUGAUUGCGAAGCAGAUAAUGAGGAUGAGCUGUCGUUCCGGGAAGGAGAGGUGAUCAUUGUAACAAAUGAACAAACCGACGACGACAACUGGAUGGAAGGCGCUCUUGAACGAGCGCCUGAAAGAAGAGGAAUGUUCCCGAUUAGUUUCGUGCACAUGUUGCAAGAUUAACAUUCGGUAAGCCUGAACUCGUUGGCAAGUGUCUCCAGUACUGCCAGCUCCGUGAGCAUCGCUAGUCUUGGCAGGAAAUCUUGGACGAGGAAAUCGAAAGAUUGAACACAAAGGAUCAAGCAUUCAGUUCCAUAAUUUUUAAAAAGUCAUGGGUUCCUUCUCUUGGUACUUUUCUCUCUAUCAAUAUUAAUUUUAGGCUUUAAAUUUUAUGUGAAGUCUUUAUUGUUUGAGAUGAAGAUAAUGUAUAAUGAAUUUUUAUGAUUUGUUGCACGUGAUAACAGAAAAAGUUGAAUAUCUUAAGCAUGUUUCUAUGGAGGUGAAAUACAAAUAUAUGUGCAAUUUGUUAUAAACAAAUAGUUGUGCUUCAAUCAAAUGUGGAAAUAUGCUUAAGAGAGUAAACCUUCUCCAUCAUGCUUUUGUUGAUACAAACUCUUUAUAUUAUUUAGUUUCGUUAUAAUAUUUUGAUUCAUAAAUAUUUAUUAUUUUUAAUUCUGUUUUAGAAAUUAUACGAAAUUUGAAAUAAUUCUUCAAUUUAUAACUUGAAACAAUUCCAGAAAAGCAUAUUGAUUUGUUAAAAGAAGAGAUUUUAAUAAUUAUUAUAUGAUAAAAUACUCAUCUAAAAAAUAUUUGCUUCAGUUUGAGAGGAGGAAAUCAUAAAAGAAAUAAUAUCUGACUAAAAAAUCAAUAUGAAAGUUGAGAAAGUUUUUGAGAAUCAUUAGAAACAUCAUGGAGAAGAGAAGUAGUUACUAUAGCCUGAGCAAAAUAAAUUGGCUAUAUAAAGUUACAAAUAGAUAAAUUCUCAUCAUAUUAUUAAUUGCAUGUAAUUUAAGAAACAUAACUUAAAAUAUUCUAAUGAUCAUAAUUUUUAAAUAUUUAAAAUAUGUAGUAAAACUACAAAAAAAAAUAAUUUGAAGGAAUUAUUUUAUAAAAUAAAAUGAAAUUAAAAUUUAAAGCAUAUAAAAACUUAUACAAAGGAAGUUAUUGUGAUGCAAGUUUAUACUAUUAAGUAUAGUUAAAAAUAUAUAAUAAUUUUUUUCAUUCUUAAUAAUCUCAAAAAAAAGAGCUUAAGAAACCAAUUAAUAUUGUUCAGUCUAUAGCUUUGAUACUUCAUGUGUUGUACCUAGACGUGCCUAUUCAAGUCGGAUACUCAAACGUAAAGAAAAAUCUUAUACAAAUCUACAAUUUAAAAAUUUCAAUAAAAAUACAUUCAAUGCUAGAAGAAUGGGGAAUAAGUUGAGCACCAAUUGUUUCGAACAGGAUGAAGAAAUCGAAGACUGGAUCGUUCUGAAGGCCGACGAUAAACAAACAGAAAAUGUGAUAUAAAAUAUAUUUCAGUAUAAAUUAUUAGUAUUAUGAAUCGGAUUCAACAAAAGAAAAUUGAAAAACCAUACGUUAAUAAAAUAAAACCUUCAUAUAUGUUUAUGAUAAUCGAACAGGGCGUUGCAAUCGAAGCAAAUCUAUCAUAAAUUACGAUAUUCGUUCGUAUUAAAUUACAACUAACGGAGGAUACUGGUUUAUCUUGUUAGCUGUUGAUUAUCAAUUCUACUACGUAGAACAACACGUAUUCGAUCGAAAUACUAAUCAUAUUUGGUAAAUGUGCACAAUUUGUGUAUACAGAGAUAAAGAUUUAAAAAAAAAAAGAAAAAAAUAAGUGUAUGUAUGCGUGCGUGAGUGUGUGCAUGUUUGUAUGCAUAUAAUUAUAAAAAAAAAUAAGAGAAAGAAUAGAAUACAGAACUCAACUCUGUUUGUUGCAUGUCUUUAAGUAUCUGGCGCACACUUCUUUCUGUACUGCCAAUGCUAUAGUAUAUUCUAUAUGCAAUUGCGUUCCAGGCGAAUAGAACAAAAAGAAAUUAAUAGAAAAACAUUUUCGUGAUGGGUGUGGUAGAUACAGCCAACGGCGUCGAUCGCUGAAAAAGAUAUAAAUAUAGGAUAUUAAAAAGGAGGUGUCCUUAUCUCCUAAAAAAAAAGAACGAUAUGACAUUAAGAUAUUGCAUGACACCGAUAGUAUUAUUAGCGUAUUCGAUUCUUAAAGAUCACGUGGUUACGAGCGUAUGUACAUUUUUGUAAUGCCAUAUUAUAUUUGUUAGUAAAUAUAUAUAUAAAAUUAUAUAUAUAUAUAUAUAUUGUGAAAUAGAAUUAUGAAGUUAGAGAUUUAUUAGUCAUUAAGUAUAUAUAGUAUAUAUAUAAAAUGAGAAGAAAAGAAAGAAUAUAAAAGAAAGAAAAGAAUAAAAGAACAAUACGUAUGCGAUUUAACCGAGAUUUAUGCGCCGGAAGCGAAUUGAAAUUUUUGUUUUUUUAAUAUUGUUAUUUGAAACACAUAAUAUAUAUGAAACCAAAGAAAACAUUUUUGCGAGUGAGAGAAUUGUAAACGCCUGCUAGCUCAAUGUACAUUAAAGGGAACUGUAAUUUUUUUUUAAGGGAUUGUAAAUUUUUAAUGUUCGCUUUACUUUUUAUGUUGAGCCAUACUAUACUUAUUUUCUCUCUCUCUCUCUCUCUCUCUCUCUCUCUCUCUCUCUCUCUCUCUUUCUCUCUCUUGUAUUUAAAAUGUUUAACCGAAAAACUUUACCAAAUAAAUAUAUUAUAAUUAUA